This is a messenger RNA of Beauveria bassiana ARSEF 2860, 753 nucleotides long. Its product is annotated as malate dehydrogenase. The record is from RefSeq and is a predicted model, not a curated record. The transcript is spliced from 2 exons. Bases 1 to 753 code for a protein of 250 amino acids. NCBI's taxonomy places the organism in Eukaryota, Fungi, Ascomycota, Sordariomycetes, Hypocreales, Cordycipitaceae.
AUGCUUUCCAAGUCCUUCAUCCUCCUCGCCUCUCUCGCUUCCGUCCUCGCCGCCCCGGCCGCCUGUCCUGCCAAGGUGCAGACUCCCAUUCUCCCUCUCAGCGGUGAUGCCAAGGAACUCUCCAACCCUCCCGACGACCUCAAGCUCCUCCACAUCGCCCUAGGCUUCGGCAUCCAAAACUACACCUGCGAGGCGCAGGGCGCCACGCCCAUCGCCACCGGCGCCCUCGCCGUGCUUUACGAUGCUCGCCCCUUGCACCCCAAGCAAGGGCCGCGCUCCCUCUCUGCCGAGCGCUUCAACGCCCUGCCCGGCGACGUGCUCGCGCAGCACUCCGUGCCGCUCAACCUCAACAACACCAAGGACCGCGCCGAUCCCGCCCACCCGGGCGCCGACCUCGCCGCGCCCUUCCCGCCGCCCGCCGACCUGACCGUCGACGGCAUCGACGAGCCUCUCGCCUACAUUGGCCACCACUUCUUCACCGACCAGGGCGUCCCCAGCUUCCUGCUCGACAACGGCGCCAUCUUCUUGACGUCGAAAAAGGACGAGGCCGUCAAUGCGCCCGCCGACGCCAGCGCCGGGCCCGACGGCACCGGGGCGGUCGCCUGGCUCAAGCUCAGCGCCACCGAUGCCGCCGUCGGCCCGGCCAAGCUCGUCUACCGUGUGCUGACGGCCGGCGGAAACCCGCACGGCUGCGACAACGGUGCGGGCGGCGACAGCACCAGCUACACUGCCACGUACUGGUUUUACGGUUAA